AUGCCACAACAAAAUGUUAAAUCAUUCUGGCAAUCUUUCAAAUCGUUACCAAGGCGUACACGCAUUUAUCUUGGGUUAGGUGGAAUAGUAUUCGCCUUAGCUGGCGACCAUCUAGCAAAAAUUUUGGAAGAAAAAUAUCCAAAUACAAAUCCUUUGAUACCAAAUGAUAACAGUGAAACUUUAUCUUCACAAGCAUCUGUCGACAAUUUUAAACGUUCUUAA
Molecule: messenger RNA, 222 nt
Organism: Dentiscutata erythropus
Lineage: Eukaryota; Fungi; Glomeromycota; Glomeromycetes; Diversisporales; Gigasporaceae
Source: the annotation of a GenBank genome assembly